AUGGCGCGUUUUUGGUGCCUCCUCGACAACGACGCCAUUGGGCCAUUCGCUGUUGACAUUGGCCUGGACGAGAUGGUUGUUGACCUCCAGAAAUUGAUCAGAUCCUCGAAGAACCGUUUGCGUCAAUACGAUGUUGAAGAUAUCGCAGUGUAUAAGUUAGAGGAGCCAAUUCCCCUCGUUCCCUUUACCGAUCUACGCCAACGCAUAGAAAAUAAAGAAGAAAUUGAGACUUUUCCCCCUGAAAGUUUAAGUGAUAUCUUUCCAGACAGGGUCGCCGAUCGAACACUUCACUUUCUUGUGAAGUUGAGAACCCAAGCACCAGCAGGAUUACUUGCCCCAACCGCAAUUUCUGUCUCUUCGUCAGCGGGUUCCAUUCUAUCCAACGCCGAUAAUUACCUCACACUUUACUGUUGGGUUUUGAAUAAAUCCGUCAACCCUUUCCCCAUUGAUAUCGGAAAGAGUAAGGGCCUGGGUCACCUGAGAACUAUGAUCAAGAAGGACAAUGAACAUCAGUUUGCUGCCAUCGACGCUGACACGCUCGCGAUAUGGAAGUUGUCUCCACCCAUUCUUGUUGCGGAAAUCAGCACGAAGCUCAAAGACGUUCAAAGCCCGCAGCAGAUCCCGGGCUGCGUCAAGUUAGAUGGUGUUGACGAACUGUCGGAACAUUUCUCCUCGGCCCCUCGCAAGCAUCUCCAUAUCAUUGUGGAAGCCCCCACACAGAAUCGCGGGAUGAAACGACGACGCGGCGAAUUGGACGAUCUCACAGCGGAAAAAUCUCGUCUUUUCAAAAUGGCAAAACAAGCACCGUCCUCUUUGUCUGAGCCCUCUACCUUUCAAACUGCAGCACAAGAUGUUGUCGCCUGCAAUCGUCCCUUCGAUUGGGAUACGAUUCCCAUCACUUUACUCCAGGAAGAGUUUGGACUUUUUAUGGAUGACCGUAAAGUCCUUCCAUCGCCGAAGUCGCAGGAACUUCUCCAAGCUCUCACGGUGGCCGCGUGCAAGUGGCACGAGAAUGAGACCCAGCGAAGGUCCGAAAUUCAAAAAGUAUUCAACGACGUAGCUGGUUUCUAUCUAUCAGCCGAGUUCAUCGAUGGCACAGAAUACAAAACACAUGGAAACUCAACAGUCAAUAUUAUGCCUGCCGUCAUCCGGAAAUGUAACAACGAUGCCGAAUGCGCACUCCGGGAAGCCACUGGGUUAUAUGUGCAGUUUCUCGUUAAGGUGUUGGAUAGACGUGGCAUGGGCAACCGCUUUCCUUGCAUUCUUCUCAUUGAUACUGGAUCGUAUUUUGGGCUUUACGGCUGCCUGUGGACUGGGGAGCGUCUACACGUUGAACCUUUAACGUCGUUUUACGAUUUACAAACACAUUGGACGGAUGAAAGCGGCAGGCAAGCCAUUGCCGGAAGUCUGAACGCCUUUCUAAAUGCCAUUCCCCGCCUUGAGGCCCAUUAUACCAGACUGGCAUCCAUUGCACUCAUCGCCUUGCCAGAUCCCUCUCCACUGAACCGUGUGUAUCCGUACAAAACAAGCUACGACGACGAGAAUGGCCAGCGUAUUAACUUUUCAUAUCGGUCCCGAGUUGAUGAUAAACUGGUCUUUGUGGCCGAACCCGACAAGUCUACUGACAAAGAUAUAGGUACCUUAUGCAUCAAGUUUACUAGGCGAUAUUCGGAGGAUGCCCAUCGCUUCCUUGCACAACUAGGCUAUGCACCACGACUUCGAGCGGUUGUGCGACUCCCUGGUGGGUGGAACAUGGUCGUCAUGGACUACUCAAAUUAUAAGCAACUCUAUGAAUCAAUGCCCCAAAUGUCGAAAGAACAGCAAUAUGCAAUAACGGCCAAAGUUAUAGAGGUCGUUCAAAAGUUGCAUGAUGCCGGGUUCGUCCAUGGCGAUCUCCAAUCUUCCAAUGUUCUCGUCGACUGUGGAAUGUCAACAAGCAAAGAUGACAUCAAGAUUCAUCUCAUUGAUUUCGACUGGGCAGGUCGUCAAGGAGAAGUCGUAUACCCAAUGGGUGUCAACACAGUGACAGUUCGGAGGCCAGAAGGUGCUUUAGAUGGAAAACCCAUCUUGGUAGAGCAUGACUUGGUCAUGGUUAAUUCUUUCCCCAAACACGAAAUUGCUCUACUCCAUGCAUAUGUCCAUACAUUCGGCAACUUGUAUCGCUGA
Molecule: messenger RNA, 2166 nt
Organism: Laccaria bicolor S238N-H82
Lineage: Eukaryota; Fungi; Basidiomycota; Agaricomycetes; Agaricales; Hydnangiaceae
Exons: 8
Coding region: 1-2166 (721 amino acids)
Biological process (GO): protein phosphorylation
Molecular function (GO): protein kinase activity; ATP binding
Source: RefSeq, a predicted model, not a curated record